CUCCCCUCCAGUCAGUUGCCUUCAAGACUCAGAUCAAGUGUCACCUCUUCGGUGAAGCCUUCCUGGAAAUCCACAUGCUUCCAAACUGGCCUCCUGUGCCCCUCUCUGUUUACUUGCUUUCUUGGCACCUUGGUCCAGCUGUUUCCCUGGUGGCUCAGACGCUCCGAUGUCCAUGUCUGACCUUCCAGUCAUGACCAGGACCAGGAUUUUCCUCCUCCUGUUGAUGGCCCUGGCUUCCUCUUUCUGCUUCAACUUGGACAUAGACCAGCCAACAACCUUCCAUGUGAACAGCGCUGGGUUUGGAUACAGCGUGGUCCAGUAUGCCAACUGGGUGGUGGUUGGAGCCCCCCAGGAGAUAAAGGCUGCUGAUCAAACGGGCGGCCUCUACCAGUGCGACUACAGCGUGGGCAAGUGUGAACCCAUCCUCCUGCCGGUGCCUCCAGAGGCUGUGAACAUGUCCCUGGGCCUGUCCAUGGUGGCCACCACCAGCCCCUUUCGGCUGCUGGCCUGUGGCCCCACCGUGCACCAUGCAUGCAGGGAGAACAUGCACUUGACCGGGUUCUGCUUCCUGCUGGCCUCCCCGUCCUGGCAGGCCCAGAGGAUCCCGGCUGCCCUGCAGGAGUGCCCGAGGCAGGAGCAGGACAUUGCCUUCCUGAUCGAUGGUUCAGGCAGCAUCUCCGCCACCAAUUUUGCCAAAAUGCUGAACUUCGUGAAGGCUAUGAUGAGGCAGUUCCAGCGUCCCAGCUCCCAGUUCUCCCUGGUGCAGUUCUCCCACAAGUUCCAGGUGCACUUCACUUUCAAAGCCUUCGCAGCCAGCUCAAACCCACUAAGCCUGCUGAACUCCGUACAGAAGCUGAGUGGGUACACGUACACGGCCACAGCCAUCAGGAGGGUCACAGAACAGCUGUUCAGUGCCUUAUAUGGGGCCCGAAAAGAUGCCUCCAAAAUCCUCAUCGUCAUCACUGACGGGCAGAAAAAAUAUGACCCUCUGGAUUACAAGGAUGUCAUUCCCAGUGCUGAGGCUGCUGGCAUCAUCCGCUAUGCAAUUGGGGUGGGAUUGGCUUUUCAAAAUAUACAUUCCUGGCAAGAAUUAAAGGACAUCGCAUCGAAGCCCUCCCAUGAACAUAUAUUUAAAGUGGAGAACUUUGAUGCUUUGAGAGACAUUCAAAACCAACUGAAAGAGAAGAUCUUUGCCAUUGAGGGUACGCAGACCAUAAGCAGCAGUUCCUUCGAACUGGAGAUGUCCCAGGAGGGCUUCAGUGCUGUGUUCAUGCCUGAUGGACCAGUUCUGGGGGCUGUGGGGAGCUUCAGCUGGUCUGGAGGUGCCUUCCUGUACCCCCCAAAUAGGAGCCCCACCUUCAUCAACAUGUCUCAGGAGCACGCAGACAUGAGGGACUCUUACCUGGGUUACUCCACAGAGCUGGCCAUUUGGAAGGGGGUACACAGCCUGGUCCUGGGGGCCCCCCGCCAUCAGCACACCGGGAAGGUUGUCAUCUUCACCCAGGUGUCCGGGCAAUGGAGGCCGAAGGCUGAAGUCACAGGGACCCAGAUCGGCUCCUACUUUGGGGCCUCCCUCAGCUCCGUGGACGUGGACAGAGAUGGCAGCUCCGACCUGGUCCUCAUCGGGGCCCCCCAUUACUAUGAGCAGAGCCGGGGGGGGCAGGUGUCUGUGUGCCCCUUGCCUCAAGCGAGGGCUAAGUGGCAGUGUGGUGCUGUCCUGCGAGGGGAGCAAGGCCACCCCUGGGGCCGCUUUGGGGCAGCUCUGACGGUGCUGGGGGAUGUGAACGGGGACAGGCUGACGGACGUGGCCAUCGGGGCCCCGGGAGAGCAGGAGAACCGGGGUGCUGUCUACCUGUUUCACGGAACCUCGGGACUGGGCAUCAGCCCCGCCCACAGCCAGCGGAUCACAGGUGCCCAGUUCUCCCCCAGCCUCCAGUAUUUUGGGCAGUCACUGAGCGGGGGUCAGGACCUCACCAUGGAUGGACUGGUGGACUUGGCUGUGGGGGCCUGGGGGCACGCGCUGCUGCUCAGGACCAGACCUGUGCUUAGGGUGUGGGCAAACAUCCGCAUCACACCUCCAGAGAUCACCAGGUCUGUGUAUGAGUGCCACCAGCAGCUGGCCUUUGCCCAGUCUCUGGGUGAGGCCAUUGUCUGCCUUCGUGUUUCUCAAAGUCCCAAGAACCGGCUGGCUAACCUCCAAAGCAUUGUGACCUUUGACCUAACCCUUGACCCUGGCCGCCUGAGUCCUCGUGCUGUCUUCGAGGAGACAAGGACUCGGAAUCUGACUCGUGUUCGAGACCUGGGGCUGACACAGCACUGCGAGCCUGUGAGGUUGCUCCUGCCGGCCUGUGUGGAGGACUCGGUGACCCCCAUCAUCUUGCGUCUCAACUUCUCCCUAGUGGGCAAGCCUGUCUCUGGCUUUGGAAACCUCCAGCCUAUGCUGGCAGUGGAUGCCCAGAGAUACUUCAUGACCUCUCUCCCCUUUGAGAAGAACUGUGGUGCCGAUCACGUCUGCCAGGACGACCUUGGCAUCUCCUUUGGGGUCUCAGGCUUGAAGACCCUGAUUGUGGGGAGUAAUCUGGAGCUGAACUUGGAAGUGAGAGUGUGGAAUGAUGGCGAGGACUCCUAUGGAACCACAAUCACCUUCUUCUACUCGCCGGGGCUAUCUUACCGACGUGUGGCAGGGGGCCAGCUGCAGUCACGUUCCCUGCGCCUGACCUGUGACAGUGCCCCCACCAGGAGCCAGGGCACCCUCAGCACCCGCUGUAGCAUCAACCACUUAAUCUUCCGUGAGGGCGCCCAGAUCACCUUCAUGGCAACCUUUGAUGUCUCCCCCACGGCCAUGCUGGGAGACCGGCUGCUUCUUGCAGCCAAUGUGAGCAGUGAGAAUAACACCCCCAAGAUGAGCAAGACCACCUUCCGGCUGGAGCUCCCAGUGAAGUACGCUGUCUACACCGUGAUCAGCAGCCAUGAACAAUCCACCAAGUACCUCAACUUCUCGGCCUCGGAGGAGGAGGAAAGCAGCGGGGCUCAGCACAGAUACCAGGUGAACAACCUGGGGCAGAGGGACCUGCCUGUCAGCAUUGACUUCUCAGUGCCCGUGGAGCUGAACCGGUUGGCCGUGUGGAAGGAUGUGGAUGUCCUCCACCCUCAGAACCCAUCCAUUCAGUGCUCUUCAGAGAGAACAGUGCCCACAGAGUCUGACUUCCUGACCCACUUGCAGAAGAAGCCUGUCCUGGACUGCUCCGUUGCUGACUGCCUGAGGUUCCGCUGUGACAUCCGCUCCUUCGGCGUCCAGGAGGAACUUGACUUCAUCCUGAAAGGCAAUCUCAGCUUCGGCUGGGUCAGCCAGACACUGCAGAAGAAGGUGUUGGUUGUGAGUGUAGCUGAGAUCACGUUCAACAGAUCCAUGUAUUCCCAGCUUCCAGGACAGGAGGCAUUUCUGAGAGCCCAGAUGGAGCUGGUGCUGGAGAAGUAUGAGGUCUAUAACCCAACCCCCAUUAUUGUGGGCAGCUCUGUGGGAGGACUGCUGCUGCUGGCUCUCAUCACAGCCAUACUGUACAAGGUCGGCUUCUUCAAACGUCAGUACAAGGAAAUGAUGGAGGGAGCAAAUGGACAGACUGCUCCAGAAAAUGGGACAGGAGACCCCCAAGUGGCCCAGUAAGAAACUACCUCCUGCUCUCCUUUGGACCUGCUCUCCCCUGAGAGGUUCCCUGGCCUUCUUACUUUCACCCAAGUCAGGCCUGAUGGGGAAGAACAUUCCACCUGAGGGAGGCUGGCAUCAGGCUGCUUUCUCUCUUUGGGAGGAUGCAGUGUGUUUGCACAAAGCACCUAGCCUGGGAAGGGCCAUUGGUCUUGUCAAGGCUCCAACUGGAAAUCCCAGGACAGGAUCCCUGCCACACCCCCUCCCCGAGAGCUAGACUUGGAAUUUCUACCUAGAAAUAGAUGGACAAUAGCCUCAGGCUCCAGUCUCCCUUCAUCCACUAACCACCGAUGGUCUUCCUAAAAUACAGUUCUGAACCAGGCUCUCAUCCUCAUCCAUCUUCAGUGGCUUCCCUUUACUCGCAGUGUAACUUCUGAACUCUUCAGCUUGUGAACCAAUACACAGAUGUUUCUUACAAACCCUGGGAUGUAUUGAAUGGAACAUUGUCUGCAUAUGGUUAGUGAUUGGAGAGCACUUUGAAGUCCUCUAUCAGAGACGUGCUGCCCCCAAUAAGGUCAUUCUUAUUAUUAUGCCACCCAUCUCAGCAUAACGCUCAAAGUGGUGCCUGGUGCUGACCUGGGAGUCAACACACAGCAGGCCAUUUCCCUGCCCUGGAGAGAUCCCACUGCUGCCACAACCAACGUGCCUGGGCCACGUGGAUGUUUUAGUUAGAAAAGCAGAAGAGGAGGCAGUUAACCAUGUGACUUGAGGUGACAUGGUCAACUGUAUCCCCUUCUGUCCCAAAACUAUCUCCCCCAUCCAUCAUAGGGUCCAAAACCCUUUAGGAUUUGGAAGCUUUGGGAACUCUGAAGGACUAAUUAUGAUGAAAUCGCCUCAAGCCGGGCUCCAUUUAGACUUUAUGAGGAUUGGGCUUUAGAGUAUUAUUUCUCAAAAGGUGCUCCACGAACCUCUGGCGGUCUCCAAUGGUCUCCUAAGUGCUAUGUUUUAGAGGGAAAAAAAAAGCAAGAAACAGUUUUAAACCCAUGCAUCUCACACAUUUGAACCUGGUGACUUUCACAGAAAUCCUGCUAUAUUCUUAAUAAUUGUGUUCCUAAAGCUUGUCCCUGGACUCCAAGGACUGCAGGGGGCUCUUGUCUAACAUGCAGGCAAUGGGUGCUAUUUUUACAUAAUUUUCCUUCAUGUUUUAUUGCUUCCCUUCAUUAUAUUUACAUUUUUUCAGGAUUGCUAUCUAAUUGUAUUAUAUCUCCAAAUGAAAAAAAAAAGGAUCAAUGGCUCAAAAA
Balaenoptera acutorostrata (minke whale) is the source of this 4944-nucleotide messenger RNA. RefSeq names its product integrin alpha-X. Gene Ontology annotation, biological process: cell adhesion mediated by integrin; cell-cell adhesion; cell-matrix adhesion. Gene Ontology annotation, cellular component: external side of plasma membrane; integrin complex. The coding region runs from base 167 to 3664 and encodes 1165 amino acids. The transcript has 31 exons. Gene Ontology annotation, molecular function: integrin binding. NCBI's taxonomy places the organism in Eukaryota, Metazoa, Chordata, Mammalia, Artiodactyla, Balaenopteridae. The record is from RefSeq and is a predicted model, not a curated record.